Messenger RNA from Peronospora farinosa, 333 nucleotides. NCBI's taxonomy places the organism in Eukaryota, Oomycota, Peronosporomycetes, Peronosporales, Peronosporaceae. The record is from the annotation of a GenBank genome assembly.
AUGGCAAGACACUCAAGACUGCUAUCUGGCAAUGGGAUCGUCUUAUUCUUGCAGUUCUUGACGUACUUUUCUGACACUGGUUCUGCUGCCGAUACACGCAAGACCUCGUGCUUUCUCGAAGUAAGUACAGUGCUAUUGAACAAGUAUGUGCAAAAGGCAAGCAUUUGGGACGAAGAAAAACUUACGAAGAAAUCGGAUAAGGAGAGUUAUGAAGAAGCUGAUAAGGAAGAGGGCGUGAACGAAGGGAAGUACCUCUUCCAGAUGGAGGCUUGUCAAUGCUAUUGCUGUUUAUACGACGUGCAAAUUCUGCCUGGAUGCCAAGAUCACAAAUGA